Molecule: messenger RNA, 2461 nt
Organism: Setaria italica (foxtail millet)
Lineage: Eukaryota; Viridiplantae; Streptophyta; Magnoliopsida; Poales; Poaceae
Product: probable methyltransferase PMT2
Exons: 7
Coding region: 215-2050 (611 amino acids)
Cellular component (GO): cytoplasm; endosome; trans-Golgi network
Molecular function (GO): methyltransferase activity
Source: RefSeq, a predicted model, not a curated record
CGCGGCGACACUGGGGGGGAAGAGAGAGGAGCAGCCGCCUCAGGCCUCAGCCUCACUCGCUCCGCCGCCGGCGACUGGUGGAGAGAGAUUUAAGGUCGUGCCAUCCCUUGCGCCGCAUAAAUUCGGGCUUUGCUGGUCGCGGUUCUAUUGAGGUCCGCCGAUCCGCGCCUCGCUCUGGAUCUCCAGUUGGUUUGUUGUUAGGGAAGGGUCGGAUAUGGCUCGAAGCUUGACUGAGAACAGGACCAGAAACACACUAAUUGUGGUUGUGGUCUUUGGCCUCUGUUCCUUCUUCUAUCUCUUGGGCGCUUGGCAGCGAAGUGGUUCCGGAGGAGGAGACAGGAUACAGAAUUGGGUCAAUGAACAGACCAAAUGUGCACAACUCCCGAAUCUGAACUUUGAGACCCAUCAUAGAGCGUCCGACCUUCCAAACGAUACUGGUAGUUCCAAAAUUAAACCUUUUGAGCCAUGUGAUGAGCAGUACACUGAUUACACUCCUUGUGAGGAGCAAAAGCGUGCGAUGACCUUUCCUAGAGACAACAUGAUCUAUCGGGAGAGGCAUUGUCCGCCGGAUAAGGAGAAGCUUUACUGUCUUAUUCCAGCACCAAAUGGUUAUGUUGCUCCUUUCCGAUGGCCAAAGAGCCGUGAUUUUGUUCCUUAUGCCAAUGUACCUCACAAGAGCCUUACGGUUGAAAAGGCUAUCCAAAACUGGGUGCACUAUGAGGGAAAUGUGUUCAGGUUUCCUGGUGGUGGAACACAGUUUCCUCAGGGCGCAGAUACAUAUAUAGAUCAGCUUGCUUCUGUCAUCCCGAUAGCUGAAGGCAAAGUGAGAACUGCUCUGGACACUGGUUGUGGGGUUGCCAGUCUGGGUGCAUACCUGUUGAAGAAAAAUGUUUUGACCAUGUCAUUUGCGCCAAGGGAUAAUCAUGAGGCACAAGUACAGUUUGCAUUGGAGAGAGGUGUCCCUGCAUAUAUAGGUGUCCUUGGAUCAAUAAAGCUGCCAUUCCCAUCUCGUGUCUUUGACAUGGCUCAUUGCUCAAGAUGUUUAAUUCCAUGGAGUGGAAAUGAUGGUAUGUACAUGAUGGAAGUUGACAGAGUACUAAGGCCUGGUGGCUAUUGGGUGCUGUCAGGUCCACCCAUUGGCUGGAAGAUUCACUAUAAGGGGUGGAAACGGACAAAGGAAGAUCUUCGGAAUGAGCAGAGAAAAAUAGAACAAUUCGCAGAACUUCUUUGUUGGAAGAAGAUAUCUGAAAAGGAUGGUAUUGCCAUAUGGAGAAAGAGAUUAAAUGAUAAGUCUUGCUCCAUGAAGCAAGAUAAUCCGAAAAUUGGCAAAUGUGAGUUGGUGAACGACAAUGAUGUAUGGUAUAAGAAAAUGGAAGUUUGUAUAACCCCUCUUCCUGAGGUUAAUAGUGCAUCAGAGGUUGCUGGUGGUCAAUUAGAGCCUUUUCCCAAGAGGCUCAAUGCAGUACCUCCUCGUAUAACCCUUGGUUCCAUGCCUGGUUUCUCAGUUCAGUCAUAUGAAGAGGACAAUAAACUUUGGCAGAAACAUGUUAAGGCUUACAAGAAAACCAAUAACUUGCUUGAUACUGGAAGAUACCGCAAUUUAAUGGACAUGAAUGCAGGUCUUGGUAGCUUCGCUGCUGCACUGGAAUCCCCAAAGUUGUGGGUCAUGAAUGUCAUUCCAACAAUUGCAAAUACUUCCACUUUAGGUGUAAUCUACGAACGUGGAUUAAUAGGAAUGUAUCAUGACUGGUGUGAAGGAUUUUCUACUUACCCAAGGACAUAUGACCUCAUACAUUCUAAUGCCAUCUUCAGUUUGUACCAAAACAAGUGUAAAUUUGAAGAUAUACUCCUGGAAAUGGACCGAAUCUUACGCCCUGAGGGUGCGGUUAUAGUACGUGAUAAGGUUGAUGCUCUUGUAAAGGUAGAGAAAAUAGCCAAUGCCAUGAGGUGGAAAACAAGAUUGGCUGACCAUGAGGAUGGCCCUCAUGUGCCUGAGAAGAUACUCUUUGCAGUCAAGCAGUACUGGGCAACCACAAGCAAGAGCAGCUAACGAUGUUCAGAUUAUUUUUCUCCAGUCACACAGAUAACUUGGUGCCUGGCUGUGUUUAUUGGAAAAAUAUAAAAAAAAGUCACACUGGAGGAGAGUAAAUUAUGUGGACCUAGUUGUGAUUUGGUUAUUCUGCUGGUGCCAAUCUGCUGAUGGACGUACUGAAGGAUAAACAGGCCUUUUGCUACUGACUCAUCUCUGAUCAGACGGAUGCAGCUUCUCAUGGUCUCUUAACUCCUGAGCAGUCCCUCGGCAGAACAUGAACGAGCAAUGCACUUGUAGUUUUAAAUAGGAUUCCUUUGCCCUCAUCCCACAUUUUUGUUGUUGUAUAUUAGAAUUUCUUGAACUGGAGAGUGUAUUUGAACCUAUAAGGUUGUUUCCUAUUUGAUUUGAAUGACAACCAUUUCGAGCCCA